This is a messenger RNA of Telopea speciosissima, 1606 nucleotides long. RefSeq names its product probable serine/threonine-protein kinase PBL7. Lineage: Eukaryota; Viridiplantae; Streptophyta; Magnoliopsida; Proteales; Proteaceae. The record is from RefSeq and is a predicted model, not a curated record. Gene Ontology annotation, biological process: protein phosphorylation. The transcript has 6 exons. Gene Ontology annotation, molecular function: protein kinase activity; ATP binding. Bases 229 to 1437 code for a protein of 402 amino acids.
GUACUACUCCACCCUUCAUUAGCCUUUUUCAGUUAACGAGACUCAAGAAACCCGAGAAUGCCGAGAAGGGGGUGAAGGGGGUGGGAAGUGAGAAAUUGAGAACUGAGUUACGAACCCUCUCUCUCUCGUCUCGCUUCUUUUCUUCUCUUUCUCUUGAAAAAUGGCGCUCGCUUUGCGUUAUUUAACGGGCAUUUGAGGGGUUAAUUACUUUGCUCUGAGCUUCUAAAGAUGGAAGCAGAGGACUAUAGGAAGAAAGAGAGACUUGGGUUGGUGGUCAUUGUUGCCCUCGCAGCUUUGUCGGUGGUCUCACUGUUGUUUGCAUUCAGCUACUACUGCUACAUCCGAAACAAAGUCUCCAAACGCUUAAAGUUGAAGAACCAGAUGAGUGGAGACUCUACUGAUGAGGGAAAAAGAGCUGGCCGAGCUGAUGUGCAAGUUGCGACUGAGAAUGGGCUUCAAGUGUUUACCUUCAAGCAGCUUCAUUCGGCGACUGGUGGUUUCAGCAAGUCGAAUGUCAUUGGCCAUGGAGGGUUUGGGUCUGUCUACAGAGGGGUGCUUUCAGAUGGGAGGAAGGUCGCGGUUAAGUUGAUGGAUCAGGCUGGAAAACAGGGAGAAGAAGAGUUCAAAAUGGAGGUGGAGUUGCUGGGUAGACUUCGUUCCCCGUAUUUGUUGGGUUUGCUUGGGUAUGGUUCAGAUAGUAACCAUAAGUUACUGGUUUACGAGUUUAUGUCCAAUGGAGGUCUGCAGGAGCACCUGUAUCCCAGUGGUGGUUCCAGCACUGGUGUGACAAAGUUGGACUGGGACACCCGGUUGAGAAUUGGUCUGGAAGCUGCAAAAGGGCUUGAAUACCUCCACGAACAUGUUACCCCCCCUGUGAUCCACAGAGAUUUUAAGAGCAGCAACAUCCUCUUAGACAAGAACUUUCAUGCCAAAGUUUCCGAUUUUGGGUUGGCGAAGCUUGGAUCUGAAAAGGCCGGUGGGCAUGUUUCAACCCGUGUAUUGGGCACGCAGGGAUAUGUGGCCCCUGAGUAUGCAUUAACUGGGCAUCUUACAACAAAAUCAGAUGUUUACAGUUAUGGGGUUGUGCUCUUGGAACUGCUCACAGGCAGAGUGCCAGUAGACAUGACAAGGGCUCCUGGGGAAGGUGUGCUUGUAUCUUGGGCUCUACCCCGGCUUACAGAUAGAGAGAAGGUUGAGCAGAUUAUGGACCCAGCCCUCGAAGGUCAGUACUCUAUGAAGGAGGUUAUUCAGGUGGCUGCCAUUGCUGCUAUGUGCGUGCAGCCUGAAGCGGAUUAUAGGCCUUUAAUGGCAGAUGUAGUGCAGUCAUUGGUCCCUCUUGUGAAGCUUCAUAAAUCAACUGCAAAAGUUGGCAGCUGCUCUAGUUUCCAUGCAAUCAAAUCGCCAACCAACAGUGAAUUUGGUAAAGCCAGUGCAUGAGAAUAACUUAAUCUAGCAUUACUCACAGGCUUCUUGCUGAUAUAUAGACUUUGUAGUCAUUAGGUCUUUUUUCAAAGAUUCAAAGUUGUUCUCUCCUAAGUUUUAGAAAUUGGGUUUCAUCUAUUUAACUACCCCAUGUAUCUUCGGAGAUUUCAAACAAACCAGUUCU